This is a messenger RNA of Oryzias melastigma (Indian medaka), 1968 nucleotides long. RefSeq names its product junctional adhesion molecule-like. Lineage: Eukaryota; Metazoa; Chordata; Actinopteri; Beloniformes; Adrianichthyidae. The record is from RefSeq and is a predicted model, not a curated record. The coding region runs from base 381 to 1301 and encodes 306 amino acids. The transcript has 4 exons.
GAUUACCCAUUUAUUGUUCAUCGUGUCUUUGUACCUUCUUUAUUUUGUCUAAUUUAAUUAUUGUAUUUUCUUCUAUAAGUGUGUAUUUUUUAAAAUAAAUACUGUUAUUUGCAUUUAAUUGACUGUUCAAAUUGUAACUUGUUGAAGCUUAUGCACAAGUGCUUCAUAAACUUCAACUUUUGUCAAUAAAAAAAUUUGAUUUGAUUAUUCUUUAAUUCCGGUUUAAAAAAAUAUAUAUUACUUAUGUUCUUGUAUUGUAUUUUUCUAAUGUAAUUUUUUUUCUUCUGUGUUCUGCAAAUGUUCCAUAAAUAAAAAGGUGAGUUCCGGUGUUGUAGGUAGGCGGAGUUCUGACGAAGAAUGCAGAAGGUGCAGCAGCAGUCAUGUCUGUCCUCGGGUCGGUUCUGCUCCUCGUUCUGGUCGGUUCAUCAGAGUCAUCUGUAACUUCAGAUCCGGAGAUCAUCACUGCUGGAUCUGGAGAUGAUGUCUCUUUGAGAUGUGAAGAUCCAAACAUCACUGAGAUUUUCCUUCUAGAAUGGACCAAACCUGAUCUACAGGGAGAAGAAACUGUGUUUUUAUACAGGAAUGAUGGAGUUCUACUAGAUCAGCAUGAAUCUUUCAAGAACCGAGUGUUUCUGAAGGACCCUCAGAUGAAGGAUGGAGAUCUGUCUGUGGUUCUGAAGAACGUGAAGGUCAGAGACUCUGGAACAUACCAGUGUAGAUUCCUACAAAGAGGAGAUUCACAGAGAAAAUGGAAGCUGAUCUCCACCAUCAGUCUGUCAGUAUCUCCUCCAGAUCUGAGGAUCAAAGCUGAAUCUGGAGAAAACAUCAUUCUACCGUGUGAAGACACAAACAUCAAGAAGGAUUCAGUUUUAAAGUGGAUCAGAACUGACCUGCAGGAUGAAUAUUUGUUUUUAUACAGGGAUAGCCAUCCUUUUCUUGAAAAUCAGCAUGAAUCUUUCAAGAACCGAGUGUCUCUGAAGGACCCUCAGAUGAAGGAUGGAAAUCUGUCUGUGGUUCUGGAGAACGUGAAGGUUGAAGAUUCUGGAAUGUAUGAGUGUAGAGUCAGACAACUAGAUGACCCAAAUAGAGAAAUGAAUCUGAUCUCCACCAUCCACCUGCUGGUGAUUCCUCCAGGAGAGGAUGGAGGACGGAAAAGAGACAAAGAAGGAAAGAACAAGGAUGGAGGCAUUCGUGGUCUUCUUGGUCUGAUUGCUCUUCCUGUCCUUAUUGUUGUUGUUGUUGUUGUUUUCUUGAUUUACAAAAAAAAGAUCAAGGAGAUCAGAGUUCCAAAAGGAUCUUGAACUUGAAACUGUUGUAAAAAUUUGUCCUCAGUCUAAUGUCUCACGUUCUGAACCCAACUUAUUGAGUUAACCUGAUAAGAUCUUGAAGGACGAAGACUCUGACAAACACAAUCUGCAGACAUUACAACAGAGAAUGAAGGAGAACGGAUCAACAGACAGAAUGUGUUCAUCUGACAGAAGAAGGAAAUCUGUUCUUGGAGAAUCUAUGGAGUCCAGAGAUCUGUCAUUUAACAUCAUUGUGAUGGCAGAGUUAACUGUAGAUCCUGAUCUGGAGUUUCUCAAACUUUGAAACAUUUCAGACUCAAAGUCCAAAGAAUCUGUUUCCUGUUUCUGAAGGAUUCCAGCUGAUGAUGUUCCUUUCUGUUGAAAGAACCACAUCAGCAGAAGGAUGUGCCAGAAAAACUUGAUUGUUUGUUUUUCAGUUCUCUUUCUUUUCAUAAAUGAUCCAAAUUCUGGUUUUGUAGACCUUUAUAGUGCCUGACCCAAACGGGUCUGAUUGAAGUGGUCAGUGGGCGGAGCUUCAGUUCAGUCUGGCUGUAUAAAUCAGAGAGGAUUGUUGUUAGUGAUCAUCAGGAUCUAUCUGUGAUCAUUAAAGAUUCAUCUCUGGUCUGCUGUUGGUCUGGAUUCUGUUCUUUAAAGUCCCUCCAUGACAAUUAAAGAAAUAAUG